Messenger RNA from Elgaria multicarinata webbii, 765 nucleotides. RefSeq names its product CD82 antigen-like. Gene Ontology annotation, cellular component: plasma membrane. Bases 1 to 765 code for a protein of 254 amino acids. The record is from RefSeq and is a predicted model, not a curated record. NCBI's taxonomy places the organism in Eukaryota, Metazoa, Chordata, Lepidosauria, Squamata, Anguidae. The transcript has a single exon.
AUGGGGCACUGCUGCCUGAAAGUCACAAUGUACUUCUUUGUCUUCUUCAACCACCUCUUCAUCAUCUUGGGCGCUCUGGUGCUGGCUGCUGGGCUAUGGAUCUUGUUCGACAAGUACACCUUUAUAUUCUUUCGGCAGGCUUCGCCGCCCUCCUUCACGGCCAGCGUGUACCUCAUCAUCGUGGUCGGGGCCAUCACCAUGAUGAUGGGGUUCCUGGGCUGCGUUGGCGCCUUUUACGGCAUCCAAUGCCUUUUGGGCCUGUAUAUCACCUGCCUCUUACUCAUCCUCGCGGCCCAAAUCUCCGCCGGCCUGCUCCUCUACCUCCAAGGGAACGAGCUCCACGCAAUGAUGGCCAAGAGAGUCAGCGACGUCCUCCAUCAUUACAACCCCAUCGAUGAAACCAACCAGACCGCGGAGAUCGCAUGGGACUUCAUCCAGACCCGUCUGUCUUGCUGCGGCUGGACCGGGCCGGAAAACUGGAAAAACAACACAGUCCUACGGGAAAACAACUGGAAGUUCUAUCCGUGCUCUUGCAGUAACGUCUCCCAGAUCCCCGUGGGCUUCUGCCCUUUGGACACCGCUUCCGGCAGUGUGGCCGACGACGAGUGGCCAGUUACGACGCAAGGGUGCCAGCAAAUGAUGCGGAAAUGGAUGCAGGAGAAACUGGACAGCAUUCUCGCCGUCUGCCUAGGGGUGGCCAUCACCGAGAUACUGGGAAUGCUGUUCUCCAUCUGCAUCUGCAAGAGCAAAACGCUGGCAGGGUGA